Messenger RNA from Ceutorhynchus assimilis (cabbage seed weevil), 1546 nucleotides. The record is from the annotation of a GenBank genome assembly. Lineage: Eukaryota; Metazoa; Arthropoda; Insecta; Coleoptera; Curculionidae.
AUGGCUAUUGGAAAUUAUCCAAAUAAUUCGCCUCCUGAUUUAUUAGCCAAAGAUACAAAAACCAGCUCGGCAAAGACGAUAACAAUCCAGUCGAACGGCACAGCAAAUCUAGGUGGAGAAGAAGAAGAGGCCGCUACAAAAAUACAAGCAGUUUUUAGGGGUCACCAAACAAGAAAAAGCAUGAAACAACCUCAAGGACAAGAAGCUGAAAGGGAACCGACCAGAGAAGAACUGGAGAACGAGUUCAGGCUGGACGAUGCAGAAUUGUGCCAUGCCGCUACAAAGAUCCAGGCCUCAUUCAGAGGUCACAUGUCCAGGAAAACUGAGAGCGACAAAAAAGGACCGGAGAGCAGUUCCAAGGAAGAAAACAAAGAAGAGGAGUUGGACAUAGAUCUCACAGAUCCCGAUCUGAACAAAGCCGCUGCCAAAAUCCAGGCCUCGUUCCGGGGCCAUAUGAAUCGUAAAGAGGACGAGGGCAAAGCUUAAAUCAGCCCUACAUAAAAAAACCGCCCCUGUUUCAAAAACCUUUAUUAUUAUCCUCAUGUGUGUGUGUGACUUUGUUGACCACACCACAAAUAUUUGUAUCUUGUGAUCCUUCGAGUAAUAAUUAUUUUAAAGAGCAAAAUUAAUGCACUUCAAUCAAAAAAAAAAAGUGCUCUGUCAAUUUAAAACAAUCCGUUGUGUAUUCAAUAAUUGAUUUUUAUCCACAAAACUAACCAAACCUAUGGUACUAUGUAUUGUAUUUAAUUGAUAAAGUAAUAUAGGCAAGUUAUUGAUUAGAGAUGAAUAGUAUCCUGAAAUUUUGUGUUGAAUUUUGAAAAAAAAAGGCACUUUGUUGAAAAUUGCACCCUAUAAGCUUAAUAAAUAAUGUUGGCGAGAUUUGAUUUUAGGCUUAAUAUAGAUAAUUAUUUUCAUUAAUUUAUAUUACUUUUAAUUAAUAGAAAUAGAAAUUGCUUGUACUUGUUGAAUAGAAUCCCAGCAUAAUAUAGUACCAUAUAAUAAAGUAACUAUAGUUUUUCAAUUUAUUUCCCCCAUGCUUCAAAUUCGUCAUCGUGAAAAUGCUCUGGCUUAAAUUUGAUCAACGAAGGAGGCAAAUCGCUUAUGGCAAGUAAACUAUCUGGAUAUUUCCACGCAGGCAUUCCAGGGUCGUUUUUGUUCAGCCAAGAUUCCAGCGAAGGAAGUUGCAUUUUUUCUUGUCGCUUAGCAUGUUGCAAUUGGUCAACUUGUAGUCUGAGGUGGCUUAAUUGUUCCAGAUUGUAGUGGGUGUAUUUGCAGGUGCCUUCGAAUAAGCAAGUGCCGCUUGUGAAGUAUUUCCUGCAAGGGGUUUUUAGUAGUUCUUCUUUGAGUAAUGUAGGAAGAUCUCGACAUUGUUCGUAAUGCAUAUUUCGCAUUUUAAUGUGGUUGGAGCUCCGCAAAUGCUUUUUCCUAGCCUCCAGUUCAUCAAUAAACGUUUUGUCGCAAUAUUCGCAAUAAUAACGACGCCCCAUAAUUAUUUAAACAAAUUAAAAAUUGUUGUAAAAAUGUAAACAAAUAUUUUUAAAAAAAG